This is a messenger RNA of Asparagus officinalis (garden asparagus), 2406 nucleotides long. Its product is annotated as DNA repair helicase XPB1-like. Lineage: Eukaryota; Viridiplantae; Streptophyta; Magnoliopsida; Asparagales; Asparagaceae. Gene Ontology annotation, molecular function: hydrolase activity; DNA binding; ATP binding. Gene Ontology annotation, cellular component: transcription factor TFIIH holo complex; nucleotide-excision repair factor 3 complex; transcription preinitiation complex. Gene Ontology annotation, biological process: nucleotide-excision repair; transcription initiation at RNA polymerase II promoter. The record is from RefSeq and is a predicted model, not a curated record. The coding region runs from base 126 to 2045 and encodes 639 amino acids. The transcript is spliced from 16 exons.
ACGUUAACAGGCCCCUUUGGGCGUGCGGGGACGGCAGGAUAUUUCUUGAGACGUUUUCUCCUUUGUAUAAACAGGCUUAUGACUUCCUCAUUGCCAUUGCUGAGCCAGUGUGCAGGCCAGAGUCUAUGCAUGAGUACAACCUAACACCUCAUUCUCUCUAUGCUGUUGUGUCGGUUGGGCUUGAGACCGAGACAAUCAUAAAUGUCUUAAACAAGCUAUCAAAGACUAAGUUGCCUAAGGAGAUGAUAGAUUUCAUCCAUGCUUCCACCGCCAAUUAUGGGAAAGUGAAACUCGUGUUGAAGAAGAAUCGAUACUUUGUGGAGUCACCUUUUCCGGAGGUGCUGAAGACAUUGCUUAGGGAUGAUGUCAUAUCUCGUGCGAGGAUUUGUUUUGAGGGUCAUCAUGAAGGUGGUUCAUUUACAAUUAGCAAAACGGCUGGAGAAAUAGAAGGUGGCCAUGAUGAGUUGCUGAAUGGUGUAGACUUAGCUGCUGCUGCUGAAGAGAAAGAAACACAUUCCUUUGAAAUUGAUCCUGCCCAGGUUGAGAACGUGAAGCAAAGAUGUUUGCCUAACGCCUUAAAUUAUCCUAUGCUGGAGGAGUAUGAUUUUAGAAAUGAUACGGUGAACCCAGACUUGAACAUAGAAUUGAAGCCGCAAGCACAACCUAGACCAUAUCAAGAAAAGAGUCUCAGCAAGAUGUUUGGGAAUGGAAGAGCAAGGUCUGGCAUUAUUGUUUUGCCUUGUGGUGCUGGAAAGUCUUUGGUUGGUGUCUCUGCGGCAUGUCGAAUUAAGAAGAGCUGUCUUUGCUUAGCUACCAACGCGGUCUCUGUGGAUCAAUGGGCUUUCCAGUUUCAGCUUUGGUCUAAUAUAAAGGAAGAACAUAUUUGUCGGUUUACAUCUGAUAACAAAGAAAGAUUUCGUGGCAAUGCUGGUGUGGUUGUCACCACUUACAACAUGGUUGCAUUUGGUGGAAAAAGGUCUGAAGAUUCUGAGAAAAUCAUUGAAGAAAUAAGAAAUAGAGAAUGGGGUUUGCUUCUUAUGGACGAGGUGCAUGUUGUUCCUGCACACAUGUUCCGGAAGGUCAUUAGCAUUACUAAGUCUCAUUGCAAGCUUGGACUUACUGCAACGCUAGUGAGAGAGGACGAACGUAUCACAGAUCUCAACUUUCUUGUAGGACCAAAAUUGUAUGAAGCUAAUUGGUUGGAUUUGGUAAAAGGAGGGUUCAUAGCUAACGUUCAGUGUGCUGAAGUGUGGUGCCCCAUGACGAAGGAAUUCUUUGCAGAGUAUUUGAAAAGGGAAAAUUCUAAAAAGAAGCAGGCACUUUACGUGAUGAAUCCAAACAAAUUCAGAGCCUGUGAAUUUCUGAUUCGCUUUCAUGAGCAACAACGUGGUGAUAAGAUUAUUGUGUUUGCUGAUAAUCUUUUUGCCCUCACCGCAUAUGCAAUGAAGCUAAGGAAACCUAUGAUAUAUGGUGCAACCAGCCACGCUGAGAGGACAAGAAUUCUUAAAGCAUUCAAAUGUAGCCCGGAUGUUAAUACAAUUUUCUUAUCUAAGGUGGGUGACAAUUCGAUAGAUAUUCCUGAAGCUAACGUGAUAAUACAAAUAUCAUCUCAUGCUGGUUCAAGACGUCAAGAAGCACAACGGCUGGGCCGUAUUCUUAGGGCAAAGGGUCGGCUCCAAGACAGAAUGGCCGGUGGAAAAGAAGAGUACAAUGCCUUUUUCUAUUCUCUAGUAUCUACAGAUACACAGGAGAUGUAUUACUCUACCAAAAGGCAGCAAUUUCUGAUUGACCAAGGCUACAGCUUUAAGGUAUUGAGUGCUGGAGAUGAUGUGGUUGGCUUGGAGCAGUUAGAAGAAGAUGCUGAUGACAUUGCUCUACAGAAGGCCCGACGUUCUGCGGGAUCAAUGAGCGCUCUAUCAGGAGCUAGCGGGAUGGUGUACAUGGAGUACAAUACUGGCCAAGGCAAGAAGGGCCAUGGCAAGAGUAAACCAAAGGACCCGGCAAAGAGACACCAUUUGUUUAGGAAGCGCUAUAGCCAAGCCUAGAGAGAUUGUCGUCUUGCUGGAGUAAACUCUAUCUUGCAUGAAGCACUGAAAUCGGAUUCUAAUUUCUAAGUGCACGCUUUUCUAUUUGCUCUCAUCAUAUGCAUAUGCAAUCUCUUGUCGAUCAGGCUUGUGAGGGAAAGAUUUGUGCAUCUUCACUUCAGCACGCACGAGAAGUUUUGGUUGGUUGGUUGGGCUUUGGCAUAAGGCAUCCUGUUGCGGAGAAUGGCUGGUAAAUUCGGCCUUGUAAAUAUUUUACAGACAGAGAUGCGUAUCUUUGCUUGUAACGCUGCACAAAUGUGACUUGAAAAACCCAUGUUUACGACCAAAGAAAUUUUUGUUCUACAGAUGCUUAAUUUGUUUA